UCAUGUAUUCCAAGAAGUGAUUUAGAAAAAAUAGCAUUUUCCAUCUUAUAGUACAUUGAUUGCCCACCUUUAGUCGUUGGUUGGGCAACCAACCUCUUUACACCACCACAUUUCCUCCUCUACCCAUGCUUAAACCCAAAAAUUUUCAGAUUGAGAAUAGUUGAUGCAGGGGCAGAAAAGUCAGUUUGGACCCCAAUCCAUUGUCCCAGAUGGAAUGAGUAGUGAAGAAGCAAGAAAAUGAAGUGGCAAUCCAUUGCCCCAGAUGGAAUGGCAAGUGAAGGAGCAAGAAAAUAAAGUGGUGUAACAGGGAACAACUGUUGUUUUGCCUCAUUGGAAACAUCUGGUCCUACAUGCAUGGGCAGGCUUUAAUGGCUACGCACCUCUCUCUCUAUGCUUUUGUCUGUGUGCUGUUGGGGGGUUAUGUAAGUGCAGAUAGAGAUUGGGUCCGAGUUUAAUGCCAUCUCUUUAGGCUGAAAAUGUUGGAAAUUAAUUGGUUGUCGGGGGCUUCAAAUGAGUGAUGCUUGCCGACAAUGCGCUUGUACUGGUGGCAACAGCUGCCGCUGCUUAUACUGAUUCAACUUCUAGAACCCAAUAGGCUGAGCCACAAACUGUAUGCUGAAGCUUUACUUACUUGCAAGAGCACAGUUGGUAGUCCUCGGCAAUUCAGUGGUAGGGCCGGGAGAUACCCUGGCCUGAGACAAUGGGUAUUUGUCGAUUAUCAUAAGCUGAAAGACCAAGGUGUUGUUUCUUUGUUCCCAAAAGCCCAUCCUCCAUCUCCACAGAUUAGAGCAAUCAACUUAUCACCUUUUGCUCCAAAGUUGUAUCUCUCACACAAAUCAAUUCAAUCACAAGCAAAGCUGCAUAAAACAAGAAAUUUGAGGAUAACAGCAGCAGUUGAUGGGGAUAGUGGUGUUCCUACACUUACGACUUUGCCACCAACUAAUGUUAAUAAACCAAGCAAGCAGAGACUAGCUGCCAUUGUUGGGGGUAUUGGUGCAGCCCUGCUUGUGGUGAUAAUUGUAGUACUUGUCUACAUCUGCUUGAUGCGUGUUAAAAGAUUUAUAAGGCGAACAUCUGAGACAGCAUCUUCUGUACCAUCUCCUCCUGUUGAGUGGGAUGGAAGGAACACUUCUCUACAGGCCAGUGCUCUCUCUCCAUAUGGUACAACGCAUUUAAGACAAUUAACAAUCAUGGAGCUGGAGCAUGCUACUUGCAAUUUCAGUCAAAAUAAUAUUAUAGGUGAAGGUGGAUUUGGUUUAGUUUAUAAAGGAUUGCUUCUAGAUGGAUCUAUUGUGGCUAUCAAAAGACGCUUGCAUACCCCAACUCAAUUUUUUGCUCAUGAGGUAAAACGCAUAGCUCGUGUCCAGCACAAGCAUCUUGUGAAGCUAAUUGGUUAUUGUGAAGAAAACCAUCAACAGCUACUUGUAAAUGACUAUCUCCAGAAUGGGAAUGUUGGGAAUCACCUUUUUGCUUCAGAUAGUGAAGGUUUACCGAUUGGAAGGCUAGAAAUAUGGCAAAGGUUAUCAAUUGCACUCGGUGCAGCCAAAGGGCUUGAGCAUCUUCACAGUUUGGUGCCUUCUUUCCUACACAUGCACUUCAGAACAAGCAAUGUACUUGUGGAUGAAAACUUUACUGCUAAGGUUUCUGAUUUUGGGCUUUCUAGAUUGCUGGCUGAGGGUGCUCGAGCUGGAUCCUCUUCUGCGAUCGACUGCUUUCUUGACCCAGAGUUGAGAUCAUCAAAGGAUUUUUCAGAGACAAGUGAUGUAUACAGUUAUGGGGUCUUCUUACUGGAGUUGAUCAGCGGACGUGAAGCACAUGGCAGGGAUGAGCCAAACUCGCAACAAAAUCUAGUACUGCAUGCUAGAUGCAUCAAUGAUCUCAACAAUUUCGUGGAUAAGACAUUAGGAGAUCACACAAUGGAUGCAGUGAAAGAGAUGAUGGAGUUGGCUCUGGCAUGUGUAGACACUAGUGUGAGAAGACCUACAAUGAAGAAGGUGGUUGAAGAGCUAGAAAGGAUUCAACACAGGGAAAUUGGUCAUCUGCAGGCCCAGUUGGGUGAGGAAAUUGGUGUUGUAACACUAGGGAGUGAGCUCUUUAAAUGAGCCCCCUGCCUCAUUGGCUCAUUGGCUCAUUGCAUUAUUGUAAUAAUUCUUUUAUUAAAUUAAUUGAUUGUAAUUAUUGAACAUCACCUUAAUCAUAAGAUAAAUUUCUUAAUCAGUAAAUAAAUCAAAAGAAACCUUCCUGUGAAGUGAAGUUGUAUUUGGUUGAAGGGGUUGUAUAUUGUUACUAUUGUAUA
Vitis riparia (riverbank grape) is the source of this 2296-nucleotide messenger RNA. Its product is annotated as probable serine/threonine-protein kinase PBL28. The transcript is spliced from 11 exons. Lineage: Eukaryota; Viridiplantae; Streptophyta; Magnoliopsida; Vitales; Vitaceae. The coding region runs from base 531 to 2102 and encodes 523 amino acids. The record is from RefSeq and is a predicted model, not a curated record. Gene Ontology annotation, biological process: protein phosphorylation. Gene Ontology annotation, molecular function: ATP binding; protein kinase activity.